Naegleria fowleri is the source of this 1623-nucleotide messenger RNA. RefSeq lists its product as uncharacterized. The record is from RefSeq and is a predicted model, not a curated record. The transcript is spliced from 3 exons. The coding region runs from base 1 to 1623 and encodes 540 amino acids. Lineage: Eukaryota; Heterolobosea; Eutetramitea; Acrasida; Naegleriidae.
AUGCUUCAUCGUCACUUUGACAAGUGGCAUCACUCCACCUCUCAUGAAAAAACUACAUCUCAUGAAUCAUCUCCAAAGGGUGGCACUGGGAAUACCAUCUCUACUCAAUCAUUGAACACUUCCAAUCUCUCUCUCGAAGACUACAUUUCUCUCUACAAAUUCCGAAUUGAGGCAAUUUUUGAUCAUGAGCAAGCGAGAGAAGCCUUUCGACACCAUCUACAACAAUCACUCAAUGAAGAGCCUUUUCUAUUCUAUGAGGCCGUCGAAAAGUAUCAAAAAACUCGACUCGAAAAGAAUCGAGCAAAUAUGGCCAAUGAGAUUAUGAGUAAUUUCAUUCAAGUGAAUUCGAAAUAUGAAUUGAAUUUAUCCAUGACGAUACGAAAUGAAAUUAUGAAAAAUUGGAAACAAAUUUCAGAAAAGAAUGAUCUGCGUGCAUUCGAUGAUUUCAUUUCAUGUCCAACAGAUUUAUUUAAUAAGGCACAAGAUGUCAUUUUCACUGAACUCAGAGAUGACAAUUUUCCUCGUUUCAUUCACUCUGAAAAUUUCAAAAAAUUCAUCAAGAAGGAAAUGAAAAAAUUGAAAUGCAAUGAUCCAAAACAAGUAUUGGAUCAAUUGGGAACCAUGAGAGUGGUGACUAACUCGUCGACGAGUAGUGGUCACUCAGUUGAACAUGAGCACGGAUCUUCCUCGUCACACUCUCUUCAUGAUUCGUCUUCGAACCUAUCCGAUAAAAGCAAUGGUGGUAGUAGCAGUCAGGACGAUGGUGAUGCCGAGGUUGAAACAGCCGAUGAUGUUGAAAUUCAAUUGAAAGAAACAAAAAUUACUGAUCGUCCUCUCGUUGACAAUACCUCUCUCUAUGUCAAUUCCAAAGAUUAUGCCAUGGUGAAAGAAUUAAUAAGCUCUCUUUCUGAUUCUUCGAGAUGGAAAACUAUUGAAGAAAAAUUUGGAAUGAAAACACUAAGCAGUUCCAAUAAUUUUUAUUUGAAUCCGACCGAUGGAGCAUUGCCUGUUGUGUGUUGUUCUGGAUUGGCGUCAGGAAAACAUACUGAAUUUUUCGAAAUGAUUCUUUCAAAAUCGAUGGAGGAGAUGAUUUCAAAAGUGUGUAAGAGAAGAGUACAAUUGGAUCACAUCGAAUAUGAUCCUGAAAGUAAUAUUGAUUACUCGAAUACAAUUGUCUAUUUGGAACUUGACUCGCCCUUUCCAUUUUCAAAACGAGAAGCAGUGGUGGCUAGGACGAUCAUUCCAGAUUUGUAUAAUAAGGAAACAGAUUCCUUUGAUCGAUUAAUAUUUAUUCAAAAACCUUCAGUCCAUGAGGAAGCUGUGAUCAUGAAAGAUGUGGUUCGAGUUUUCAUUUAUUCUGUUUUUGUGGUGGAUAGAAAAACAAAUGACACGCUGAAGUAUUAUUCGUUUGAUUGGAUUGAUUUGAAAGGCAAAGUACCAAAGAAGCUAGUUGAAAAAUUGGCCAGAUUAGGAGCAUCUGUUUUACACAAAAUGAUGCACGCCAUAGUUAAAAAAGAAACUUCUAAGGAUAAAGAUGAACGAUUGAUCGUGUCUGCAGAAGGUGCUUUGGAGGUAAUGCAUGAGAAUAUUAAGUUUCUUAAAGAAAAAUUCAAGUCUCAGUAA